CUAGUGAGACUGACUAGGCAGGGUAGUUGCGCGAACAUCACUUGCGCUUUGACGCGAUCAGGGAAAACAAGGCGAAGGGCAAUUUACAAAAACGUAGUUAUCGAUAACAUUGUUAUUGUUGUUUUACACUGCCAUAUAAUAAUUUGACUACUUCCACUACAGUUAAGAAAAUGAGUUACACAUUAAAUCAGCAAUAUGAGGAGAAGGUUCGUCCAUGCAUAGAUCUCAUCGACUCACUGCGGUCGCUCGGAGUGGAAAAAGACUUGGCGCUACCGGCCAUCGCGGUUAUUGGGGAUCAAAGCUCCGGGAAAAGUUCCGUCUUAGAGGCGCUUUCUGGAGUCGCGUUGCCAAGGGGCAGUGGUAUUGUGACGCGAUGUCCGCUUGAGCUAAAGAUGAAGAGGAGCAAAGAAGAAGAUGGGUGGCAUGGAAGACUCAGCUUUGGGGAUCACGAGGAAGACCUCGAUGACCCCGCGGAUGUGGAGAAAAAGAUUAGAGAAGCUCAGGACAAGAUAGCCGGGGUUGGGGUUGGCAUCAGCGACGACCUCAUCAGUCUGGAGGUUGCCUCGGCCAACGUGCCAGACCUUACGCUCAUCGACCUGCCUGGCAUUGCCCGUGUGGCUGUCAGGGGCCAGCCCGAAAACAUUGGGGACCAGAUUAAGCGGCUGAUUAGAAAGUUCAUCACAAAGCAAGAAACAAUCAACUUGGUGGUGGUGCCAUGUAAUGUUGACAUAGCAACCACAGAGGCCUUGAAGAUGGCUCAGGAGGUGGACCUGGAUGGGGAAAGAACACUGGGUAUCUUAACAAAGCCAGACCUGGUGGAUAAGGGCACAGAGGAAACAGUGGUGGACAUCAUUCAUAACGAGGUUAUUAACCUUACUAAAGGCUACAUGAUCGUCAGAUGCAGAGGACAGAAGGAGAUCACAGACAGCAUUUCCCUGAAUGAAGCCAUGGACACAGAAAAGGCCUUCUUUAAAGACCACAGCCACUUCAGUGCACUGUAUGAUGAAGGGAAAGCUACCAUUCCCAAGCUGGCAGAGAAACUCACGCUUGAACUGGUUCAUCACAUUGAGAAAUCGCUGCCGAGGCUGGAGGAGCAGAUCGAGGCGAAGCUGUCGGAGACGCAGGCGGAGCUGGAGCGCUAUGGCACAGGACCGCCCACUGAGCCGGGCAAGCGCAUGUACUUCCUGAUUGAUAAAGUCACAGCAUUCACGCAGGACGCACUCAAUCUCACGACCGGCGAGGAGCUGAAAUGCGCCCCAGAUCUCAACAUUUUCUCAGCGCUCAGGACACAGUUUGCGCACUGGAAGGAGCACCUAGAAUAUUCGGGAUUGACUUUUAACAAGAGGAUUGAGAUGCAGGUCCAGGAGUACGAGGCUAAGUUCCGAGGCAGGGAACUCCCGGGCUUCAUUAACUACAAGACCUUUGAGGUGAUGGUGAAGGAACAGAUCAAGCAGCUGGAAGAGCCUGCCAUUAAGAAAUUGAAGGAGAUCUCAGAGAUUGUUAGGAAGGGCUUUCUACAGCUGGCUCAGAGCAGCUUUGUGGCCUUCCCCAACCUCCUUAAAACAGCAAAGAGCAGAAUUGAGAGUAUAAAGCAGGUAAAGGAGUCUGAGGCGGAGACCAUGCUGCGGACCCAGUUUAGGAUGGAGCUCAUUGUGUACACCCAGGACAGCAUGUACAGCCAAAGCCUGACCUCUCUGCGGCUGGAGGAAGACAAAGACACGGGUGGGAGAAAGUUUGCUUUACCUAAUCCCAGUCUGUUUUUCAGCACCAACAACGAGGCCACCCUUCAGGAACUCAUGCGACACCUCAAAUCCUACUACAGUAUCGCCAGUCAGAGGCUGGCAGACCAGGUGCCGCUGGUGAUCCGCUAUCUGAUGCUGCAGGAGUCCGCCGUGCAACUGAACAGAGACAUGCUGCAGCUGAUGCAGGAAAAGGACUCCACCGAGCAUCUGCUCAAGGAGGAUUUUGACAUCGGCAGCAAACGGGCGGCCCUGCAGAGCCGCCAAAAGCGCCUGAUGCAGGCCCGCGGCUACUUGGUUGAGUUUUAGGCUUCUCAACCUGUGUCUGUUACUGGAUAAAAUGUUAUGCAUAAAACUUGCUGGAUUAAAUUUUCUGAUGCUGCAUA
This is a messenger RNA of Electrophorus electricus (electric eel), 2125 nucleotides long. RefSeq names its product myxovirus (influenza) resistance A (gene mxa). Gene Ontology annotation, biological process: receptor internalization; synaptic vesicle budding from presynaptic endocytic zone membrane; defense response to virus. NCBI's taxonomy places the organism in Eukaryota, Metazoa, Chordata, Actinopteri, Gymnotiformes, Gymnotidae. Gene Ontology annotation, cellular component: cytoplasm; synapse; microtubule. The record is from RefSeq and is a predicted model, not a curated record. Gene Ontology annotation, molecular function: microtubule binding; GTPase activity; GTP binding.